Panicum hallii is the source of this 1187-nucleotide messenger RNA. Its product is annotated as protein OSB1, mitochondrial-like. Gene Ontology annotation, biological process: positive regulation of helicase activity; mitochondrial DNA replication. Bases 53 to 931 code for a protein of 292 amino acids. The record is from RefSeq and is a predicted model, not a curated record. The transcript has 4 exons. Lineage: Eukaryota; Viridiplantae; Streptophyta; Magnoliopsida; Poales; Poaceae. Gene Ontology annotation, molecular function: single-stranded DNA binding. Gene Ontology annotation, cellular component: mitochondrial nucleoid.
AGAGACAUCCUCAAAAAAUAUUUUAGAAAAAAAAAGCAAUCCCAGGAGGCAGAUGCUGCGGCGCCUGGCCGGCGGAGCCGCCACCGUGCGUUCGUCGUCGGCAGCGGCGGCGUUCCGGCGGCUGCUCCACACCGGUAGCGGAGGCGGAUGCGGUUCUGGCGAGACGGAGAGUGUGGCAUACCGCAUGUCGAUGCUGCGGCGCCCCUCUUCCGUCGGGAAGAAGGGGCUCACCUGGAACUCGUGCAGCCUCAUCGGCCGCCUCGCCGCGCCGGUGACGCCGUACGAAGGUAGCUGCGAAGACGACCCCGUGGCGUACACCUUCCUCUCCGUCUCCCCCUCGUCGUCCGCGGCCUCGAGCUCUUCCAACUUCAGGGUGACAUUGCAGUUGAAGGGUGAGCUGGCGAAUGUUAGCCUGAAGCAUUUGAAGCACAGUGACCUUGUUUACGUAUCAGGUCAUCUUAGCUCUUAUCAUAAAGUCAGUCCAAGUGGUGAACGGUAUAUUUUCUAUAAGAUUUAUGCCAACGAGCUGAAUUAUGUACUAGAUCAAAAUAAGAAGCUUCAAAAUGAUGCAGACGCAAUAGAUCCAACAUCAAUGCCAUCUGUCACCCCUCAAAUGCUAAAAGAGAACAAGUGCAUAAACCGGCUUCGCUUGUGGCAUGUCUUCUUUGCCAACCCUUACGAAUGGUGGGACAACCGGCAAUCCAAACUGCAUGUCAAAUCCCCUGAUUUCCAGCACAAGGACACCCGCGAGAGAAUAUGGCUUCGUCCAGAUGACCCUCCCUGGGUACGUAAGCAGCUUGAGAUUCAUGACCUGGAAAGAGCAGAGAAUGGUCACAAAGGAAAUGGUCGACUGUUAAAAGAUCACAAUUGGAAACCCCAAGAUUUUGACUACUGUGAUGAUGAUGAAGUACAGUAUUCCGCUGAAGCAUGAGGAAGAAAUAGGGACUGCGCUUUUCUUUGUCCGAUGACCUUACUGAAUUGUAUAUGUCGUAUACUUUGUAGUUAGGUUGUGGAGUUUUUAACAUAGCUAAUUAUUGGCUAGUGUGUAGUUUGUAAUUGGUUGUACCUGUAUGAUGAGGUGCAAAUGUGAAAGGCAAACCUCAACAGUCAAUGGAACAUCUACAUUUUAGUGGAGGCACUAAAAGAUAUAUAUUGUCAUAACUUAAAGGAUGCCCCCAUAUUGAUUG